This is a messenger RNA of Elgaria multicarinata webbii, 1924 nucleotides long. It is a transcript of the gene SPATA24, whose product is annotated as spermatogenesis associated 24. The transcript is spliced from 6 exons. Gene Ontology annotation, molecular function: DNA binding. The coding region runs from base 115 to 654 and encodes 179 amino acids. Lineage: Eukaryota; Metazoa; Chordata; Lepidosauria; Squamata; Anguidae. The record is from RefSeq and is a predicted model, not a curated record. Gene Ontology annotation, cellular component: nucleus; cytoplasm.
UCUCGCGCGAGCAGCUGAAGAUCCCGUUCGGCGCUCUUCUGUGAUUGGUCGGGAGCAGGAAGCGCGGCCACUUCCAAUCAGCGCGGGCUGGAAACUCGGGAGAGGGGGAACAAAAUGGCGUCGUCCGUGGCCUUUCAACAGCUGCGAGACCUCAUCGAGGCCCAGGAGGCUUUGCUGGAUAGGCUGAGGCGGCAGAUAGCAAUACAAGAGGAAAACUCAGUAAGCAAAAAGGAAUAUGAGGCUAUUGUGAAGAAGCUAGAGAAUGAAGAGCAAGAACAUGCAAAGACAAAGAGUAAUCUAGCUGUGACAUCUGAACAGCUGGAAUUUGCCCUUGGGGAGAUUGAUAUUCUGUCAAAGCAACUUGAGAGGGAGAAGCAAGCAUUUGAUAACGCACUUUCUCGUGUAAACAACAAAGUGCUAAAGCAGUCAAUCCAAAAAGACAAACUGAUCAACAAAUGCACUGAAAUAGAGACCCAUAUUCAGAAACAGGAAGAUGUUCUAAACUACAAAGAGAAUGAGAUCAAGGAGCUGCAGCACUUCAUCAACAAGCAAAAGCAAAGCUUAAAAAAACAAGCAUCUGAGUUUAAGAUACAGAAACAACAGGAAAGUUACAUAACAAAAGUGCUUGGAAAAAAGAAGACUGAUUUUAAGUAACCAUUGAAGCAUUUUCUUAAGUCAUUUCAGAAAAUCUUACCCCUACCUCAAUAAAAGUGGAAGAUGAACUUUUCAGUUUUCCCACCAAGAAAUUAUUCUGUCCGUAAACGAAAGUGACCAUUGGGAAGUGUCAGUUUUCCAUGCCACUUGCUGUCCAGUGGAGUUAGUCUUGGACAUGUAUUUCUGUACAAGUUUAGGUGGACAAAAGUUGCAGAAUUAAGCCCCCAGUGUUUAGGCACAAGGCACUAGUUUUUCAAGUUCAGGUGGCAUGAAUGUAAAAGUCAAUAUUCUAAUGUUCUGUAAACUGUACAGUAUGAAGUUACUCUUCAUAGUAUAGUAGUCCAGUCUCUGGAUCUUUCUGGGAACUGUUUUACAAAUCAUUCCUGAGGUGGGCAAGACUAUAAGAUUAACAGCACAAUCCUCUGUCUACUCAGAAGUAAGUCACUUUGUGCAGAAAAGGGCUAAUAGCCAUGUAAGUGGGUAUAGGUUUUAGCCUUUCUGGGAGCUCUUUUCUAGUCUAAGGUAUACCUUUCAAGACUGGCUGUCAUUCUUUCUCUUCAUCAGUCUUUAGAAAAUAAAUGGAUUCAAAGGCAUACACCAAAGCUUCAGGCAUUAAAUGGAAUAGAUAUUCUGAGAAAUAUACAAAUAAAUAGUUCCAAAUUAAUUGCCUCUGAAUCUAUUGACCUCUGUCUUAAAGUAAUAUUUAUAAUAGCUAAGGCUUUCAGGCACUCCAUAUAUUCUGAAAGCAACAGAAAUGGGGAAGCUCAGGGAUCCUAAACUACUGAAAUAUUUUCUGCUUGCUCAGUGAAAUAACUGGCAGUUCUCUUGUACUCCAUUUAUAUGUGUAGAAGAUCAUGGAUGGAUAACUGCGGAAGAUAGAUAACAACAUAUAACAGGCACUGUAUUAUAUUAUAUUAAUAAAUCCUUAAUCCUUUUAACAUGUGCUCAUAAUAUGCUUCAAGAUGACCUUAGAGAUUUGUAGGGAUUGGAGACCCAUGUCUACAAUACAUGACCCUCUCAUGUAAUGCUAAGCCCAGUGUAUCCAGAUGCCACUCACUCCAAUUUCAGAGGAAUAAUUGACUUCCAAGCUAUCAAUACUUGUACACAGUUAGCAGCAGUCUUAAAAGAAAUAGACAUCAUUGUAGCCUAGUAAUACGUUUCUUAAGUAGGAACACAGGCAUUUUUUUAACCUUCACUUUAAAUUUGUUUUCUAAUUCUUUGGAAAGACAUAAUGAAUGGCAGUGUUGUGUAAAACAGCAAAGCUACUUUA